AUGAUUACCACUGAGAAUUCAAGUACUGCAAAGCCAAAUGACGUGGGUCGGCAGUCAGCACCACCGAGGUAUAACAAUGAAGGACCUGAAGGGAUCAACUGCCAAAUAAAUUUCGAAUUACGCUUUUUCUUUGAAGGUUCCAUCAGUUGUGUUCUAGUCGCAGCUCUUAAAAUCAUUACCAAUCUCCUUCGCAAGGGGUCAACAAUAAAAGAGAAUAGGAUAAAUCAGGUUCAAAGCAAAAUCGGUGCGGUGAAUGAAGAUAUACAAAGAAUAAUGAAGUAUGUACGGAACACUGAGUAG
This is a messenger RNA of Loa loa (African eye worm), 300 nucleotides long. RefSeq lists its product as hypothetical. The record is from RefSeq and is a predicted model, not a curated record. Bases 1 to 300 code for a protein of 99 amino acids. The transcript is spliced from 2 exons. Lineage: Eukaryota; Metazoa; Nematoda; Chromadorea; Rhabditida; Onchocercidae.